AUGGCACGCUUUUUCCCUGCACUACUAUUCCUGCUACAGAUAACUUCAGUGUUCAAUUCUCAUUUUCGUGGAUCGAUGGUAACCUGGCGUGUAAUCAAUUCAACAACAAAUCCACUGCAGGUUGAGGUCUUACAACGUCAUGCUUGGAAUUACGCAUGGUGGCCGUGUACAAACGCACAGAUAUCUGCGGGAAACUACACGAUCGGCUCAGGAAUUUUGAAAUGCAUGUCAUCAUGUCCACCAAAUGUCAGUACACUAAAUGCAGUAACAGUACCAUGCACUGGAUUCAAUCAAAUUGAGCAGUAUGUUAGCGGCGAAGGACGUUUCACUUUCCAAGUCUCACCAAAUUAUCGUUUUCGCGCGAUAUUCAGCGGAAGUGCUUGGUUUGCUUUAGUCACUGGUGGUGGCAAUUGGUCGAUUGCAGUCGAAAUCAAUACAUAUCUUCGACCAAAUGGUCGAUAUAAUCAAGCACCCAUCGUUACCAUGUUGCCCAUCAUUCGACUUCGUCGUUUUCUAACCUAUAAUAUCAAGAUAAACGUUGCUGACAAUGAUUUCGAUCGUUAUAAGUGUAUUUGGUCGAAUACAAGCGACGAAUGCGGUGGAAUCUGUCGAUCGGUGCUCAGUUUGCCUGCUUCGACCUAUCUCAACGAAACAAGUUGCGUUUUACGCUUUACUCCAGCUACUGUGGGCUUCUACGCCAUGGCAUUCACUGUGCUCGAUUACGAAAACGACACAAGUAUUGAUCCGCUUUCGCGUGUGCCUGUUCAAUUUAUCUUUAAUGUUUGGGAUUCGAAUAUAACAUGUUCGACACCACCGAUUUAUAUUGGCGAUGCACCCGCUGAUCAAUGUAUUUUUGUCGAACCUGGUCAAAUUAUUACCAUGAUCAUUCGAAUUCGUGUUCAAUGUGCCAAUGCUACACUAGUGAAUGUGAUCGGGGUGUAUCCAACAGGUUUUACUCAAUCAGCAGUUUUUACUGAUUCGUACGAUUUGACGUUAUACAAUUUUAAAGUUUCGUAUUCAGCCAGUGCCAAUCAAGUCGGACAAAAUCUUUUUUGUUUUGCUGGAGUCGAUUCGAUUGGUAAUCAAGGUGAUGCCACAUGUCUUCGUUUUACUGUUCAGUUAGGUUCUGAUAGUCGUAACACUCUGUACGUGAACAACGCUACUCAUUUCCCUACUGGUCUAGUAUCGAAAUAUCAAUCAAGUUGGACAAUACUCUAUCCAUCUGGAAUAACAUACAGUCGACCAAAUACUGAUGCUUUCGUUCGAUUUAAACUUGCCACGACCAAUACUGACUUUGUGACUUACAACGUACUUAAACAGCCUGAUAAUGUUAUUUACCAUUCUGAUCGAUUAGAGAUUAUAUCGGACAUCACUUUCAGCACAGGUCAACAAUUCUACAUAUCAAUCGAUUCUGGCGUCUUUUUACCAAUAGCAACUUGUUUACGUGAUUCCAUGGGAAUAACAGACAGUACGUUUUGGACAUUUUAUACCGCAGUAGAACCUAGUACGUCGACAACGACAAGCACAACAACAACUUUCACGACCGUCACCAUACAGAACCGAACAAUACCAACGAUUCGAACUAUACCGCCGACCCUGCCUGCAACAACGAGCGCAAAGCGAACAACGAUUGAAUUCAGCACUACAACUGCUAUAAGUACAACUAAUAAAAACAUUUUUCCGACAUCUUCGUAUCCAGUCAGUACAGCUGUCGGUGCCACCAUUGGGGCAGUCAUCGUGAUUACUCUAAUGAGCUUAUUGAUUCACCAUACUGUGAAACGUUAUCGAACGAAAUCGGUGGUCAAAUUAGAGAAUGAAGAAAGUAAGACGGAGACAGACUCUGAUACUUCUCCACAGUAUCGUUUGACCACACGAACUGCUGCACAGCCCGCGAGUAAAGCGAACGAUUUCAACGUACGUGAUAUCGUACAACUAACAACAGCGAAACGCCAAAAUCUAAUCGUUAUGAAUUAA
This is a messenger RNA of Adineta ricciae, 1974 nucleotides long. The record is from the annotation of a GenBank genome assembly. NCBI's taxonomy places the organism in Eukaryota, Metazoa, Rotifera, Eurotatoria, Adinetida, Adinetidae.